Messenger RNA from Cladophialophora bantiana CBS 173.52, 909 nucleotides. RefSeq lists its product as uncharacterized. The transcript is spliced from 2 exons. The coding region runs from base 1 to 909 and encodes 302 amino acids. NCBI's taxonomy places the organism in Eukaryota, Fungi, Ascomycota, Eurotiomycetes, Chaetothyriales, Herpotrichiellaceae. The record is from RefSeq and is a predicted model, not a curated record.
AUGGCCCAGUUCCGUGCUUUCAUAAAUCAGCCACGGCUUGUGCGGGUCAUACUCGAGUACACCACCGCCGAAGAGUUGCAAAUGGAUUUUGAUCUUCAGCUUGUUCCACGGGCCGGCGAGCUCAAGACUUUGCACAAUGAUGCGGGCGAGCCUUCUACACGCCAGAACGCGUUGGAAUACGAUCCAGAUCCAUAUACCUUGAUUAAUGUCCGGAUCGACACUGUCCAGUACGGUACAUACGACAGCGAGCCCGCAGCACUGAUUGUCUUCAGAUUCAUUGCCAGAUUCAGGUCGGGCUCCAGAAGAAUCAGGAGCUUUCAUCUUAGGAUCGAGUUCCACAAACAAGCUGAACUUCCUGGCGCAGCUACGCCCAAAGUACGGACGCUCAAGCCCGAAGAUGUCAGGGGAAAGAUAUUCACAGAAGAGCGAAGUAAUACCAUAUCGGGUGGGCUAGAUGUACCCAUUGGUCCCAAUAGUGCCACGAUACAUGUCGGUGAUGAAGUAGCCAGGAAGAUAAACAGGGAAUACGAGCUCAAAUUGACUGGAUGGUUGACAAGCUCAAACUCGGGUUCAGACAACGUCUUGGUCUGGGAUUGCGAGGAAGCAAGGAAAGCUGCCCGAGGAAUUGUCCCGAAUUACCGUGGAGCUUGUAUUGUCCAAUACACUCCGACUCAGCCAUUCCUCGCGACAUUCAAGCUUGAUGCCGAACGAGGAACCUUCCACUUCGAUAAGAACGCAUUCGAGUACCUCAAUGUUUUCGCCAAGAAGGACAUUGAUGAUCCAGUGAUUUUUGAUCCGAAUAAACCGGUAGGCCGCCAAUACCCAAACCUCACAGAUUUGAAAACUCUCGACCUUGAGGACAUAAUCAAGCUCGACCCGAUUCCGACCUUACCAGCCGGCUAUUCUUGA